Messenger RNA from Humulus lupulus (European hop), 2344 nucleotides. RefSeq names its product auxin transporter-like protein 2. The transcript has 9 exons. NCBI's taxonomy places the organism in Eukaryota, Viridiplantae, Streptophyta, Magnoliopsida, Rosales, Cannabaceae. Bases 553 to 1998 code for a protein of 481 amino acids. The record is from RefSeq and is a predicted model, not a curated record. Gene Ontology annotation, cellular component: plasma membrane.
ACUGCAAAAGCCUCCACUCCUCUGUUUUAGUCUAUUUCUGUAGUCCCUUAUUCUCUCCCUCUUUUAAUUCAGCUGUUCCUUUUUGUCAGAGCUCUCUCUCUCUCUCCAUCUCUGGAGAGUGUUGAAACCACCAAAAGUGAGCAAAGUCACCUUUUUUACUUACUGGGUUUCACUUGGUAUCGUCUUUGAGACUACCAAUUUCUGCCAAUUCCUUCGUAUAUAACCGAAACUUAUUGCCAUUAAGACAGUACCAGUGCCAGUCUUGGAAUUAUAAGCCUUAUCUUUUUGUUUAAUAGUAUUCUUUUUUUGCAAAAUUGUAACUCCCACAAUUUAUGUCACAAGGACAAACUCCUCUUGAAAACGAUUUACGGCACUCAUUUUUUCCUUUCAUUCCUUCUUUUUUUUCUUCUCUCAAGUGGAGUUAAGGAAAGCCAGCUGAUUUCCGGAGGCUCUUACAUUUGUCCAAAGUUUCUUCAUUGCUUUUUUUUUUUCAAUAUAUUUUUACCAUAAACCUUUCACUACAAAAGAUCUAUUUUGUUUGGAGAAACAAUAAUGUUACCUCAGAAACAAGCCGAAGAAGCCAUGGUUUCAACGUUAGACCAGGUUGAGCCAGGUGAUAGACAGGAUGAAGAGAGAGAAAAAGAUGAGUCUGGUUUUAGCUUCAAGACCUUUCUCUGGCAUGGUGGCUCUGUUUAUGAUGCUUGGUUCAGCUGUGCUUCCAACCAGGUUGCUCAGGUUCUUUUGACACUGCCUUACUCAUUUUCACAGCUGGGCCUGGUUUCGGGCAUAAUUCUACAAAUUUUUUACGGCAUUCUUGGGAGCUGGACUGCUUAUUUAAUCAGUAUUCUCUAUGUCGAGUACCGAAGCCGAAAAGAGAAAGAGAAUGUCAGCUUCAAAAACCAUGUAAUCCAGUGGUUUGAAGUCUUGGAUGGUUUACUGGGUCCAUACUGGAAAGCAGCUGGAUUGGCUUUCAACUGUACUUUCCUCCUCUUUGGAUCCGUUAUCCAGCUUAUAGCGUGUGCAAGUAAUAUAUAUUACAUAAAUGACAAUUUGGACAAGAGGACAUGGACGUACAUAUUCGGAGCUUGCUGUGCCACCACAGUUUUCAUUCCCUCGUUCCACAACUACCGGAUUUGGUCCUUUCUUGGUCUUGGAAUGACCACUUACACAGCUUGGUAUAUGGCCAUUGCGGCUCUUGUUCAUGGCCAGGUGGAAGGUGUUAAACACUCUGGCCCUACUCAAUUGGUUUUGUAUUUCACAGGCGCCACCAAUAUACUGUACACUUUCGGCGGACACGCCGUCACUGUGGAAAUCAUGCAUGCUAUGUGGAAGCCUCAGAAGUUUAAAUACAUUUAUUUGCUAGCUACUCUUUAUGUAUUCACCUUAACAAUUCCAUCUGCUUCUGCUGUGUAUUGGGCCUUUGGUGAUCAACUCCUCACUCAUUCCAAUGCAUUUUCACUCCUUCCCCGAAAUGCUUGGCGUGAUGCUGGGGUCAUUUUAAUGCUCAUCCACCAGUUCAUUACAUUUGGGUUUGCUUGUACACCAUUGUACUUUGUGUGGGAGAAAGUUAUAGGCAUGCAUGACACAAAAAGUAUAUGCUUAAGGGCACUUGCUAGAUUACCAGUGGUGAUACCAAUAUGGUUCUUGGCCAUUAUAUUCCCUUUCUUUGGGCCCAUUAACUCAGCUGUUGGGGCUCUUUUAGUCAGCUUCACAGUCUACAUCAUCCCUUCUUUAGCUCAUAUGCUCACUUUCAGAUCUGCUUCUGCCCGACAGAAUGCUGCUGAGAAGCUGCCCUUUUUCCUACCAAGCUGGACUGCAGUGUACAUGGUGAACGCAUUUGUAGUUGUUUGGGUUUUUGUAGUUGGAUUUGGAUUUGGCGGGUGGGCUAGCAUGACUAACUUCAUCAAGCAAGUUGACACAUUCGGACUAUUUGCCAAGUGCUAUCAGUGUGCGCCCAAAAUCCCGCCCCCACCUCAUCCCGCCCCAGCACAUCACUGAGUAACUGCUCUCUCUUUCUUUUGUAUUAGACAAAAGUUAAGAUCAGGCAUGCUCAUAAUCAGCAUAAUAAUCUACUUGGUGUUUAUUGCUGUAGUUCUUCUCAUAUCUUUUGUUGCACUCUUCAUAUAUAGAAUACUACUUGUUUUGGUUGGUAUAAUGGUUUUUCUCUGUUUAAAAUCAAAGGUAACAUGUAUCUUUUCUCAGCUCCAAUCAUGUUCGAGAGCUGUUAUAGGCCAUUAUUAGUUAGCAUCUUUAUACCAAAUUUUAGUAGCAAAGUUUCCAAAUAUGUAGAUGUUUUAAGAUUUGGUAAUUUGUUAUGAAUUUAAUAGAGUAAUUAGAGGUAAAA